GUCGGUGCUGCUGGCUCCGUUACUCUCAGUUCAUGUCGGUAAGUUAACGGUGGACAGUCCCGAGCUUCAGGACCACAUUCAUGGAGGAACCGUGAAGUUUUACCGGCGGAGGGGAAGAGAACUUUUCCCGCGCUAAUUUGGCAUUGCAGCGUGAUGUUUGGUGAUGGAGGAGGCGGAGCAUAGCCACUACGUCGCUCAGCUGAGGGCUGAGUUUGACAGCUGCGACACCACGGCGACUGGCUUCCUAGACCGUGAUGAGCUGACGGCGCUUUGUAGAAAACUUCAGCUGGACGCUCACCUACCGCUGCUGCUGGACACGCUGCUGGGAACACGCACCUACUCCAGGGUGAACUUUGAGGAGUUUAAGGAAGGCUUCGUGGCUGUUCUGUCUCGCUCUCUGGACUUCAGCACAUCAGAGGACAACAGCAGCUACCUGGAGCCAGUUGUUCCAGAGGAGGUGAAGCCAAAGUUUGUGAAGGGGACCAAGCGUUACGGCCGCCGCUCCCGUCCCGACAAUAAGCCUGAUGCCGGGUUGACCUGCGACUCUGAGGACUCGCUGCCAUCCAGAAAUGAGCCGACGGACUUGUCACCUGGCGUCCGCAGAGCCAAACUGAGGAGGUCGACAUCUUUGGAGAGUGUGGAGAGCCUGAAGUCUGACGAGGAUGCAGGAAGUCAGAAGGAGCACAUCCAGCCAGACUUUCAGUCUAAAGGUCCUCAGCAAGAGGAGGUGGAGCUGGGUGUUGUGGUUGGAGGCCGAGUUUGUGAUGGAGGCGUUCUGACGGGCGUCUGUGGUCAUGUUAGUCUGCAGCAGCUAAACACAGAGGAAGUUGAUGUGCUGCUCAGGAAGCUUGACCCAGACCUGGAUGCCAAAGUCAGCAUCAGAGACUUUCAAAAGUUUCUGCGUGGCUCUGCGCCUGUCUCCUGCUCCACCCCUGUACGACCAGCUGACCUGCAGAGGGCGCCACAUCAGUCUGAGGUGCUGUCAGAGGAGCGCUCUGCUCGCUCCACCACUCCCUCGCUGCUGACGGCCACGGUGGGUCAGAGAGUCCUCAGCCGGCUGGAUGACGGCUCAGGAUGCAGCACCCCCGAGCGGGUUAUGGCACUGUGGACGGAGGAGGGCAUCAGGAACAGCCGGGACAUCCUGCAGACUCUGGAUUUCCCCCUGGAGGAGCGUCUCUCUCUGGCAGACCUCACACUUGCACUGGACAACGAGCUGCUGGUCAGCGGGAAUGGCAUCCACCAGGCGGCACUCAUCUCCUACAAGAACGAGAUCCAGCACCUGCAGAUGGUGGCUGAGCAGGCCUGCAGGGAGCGGGACAAAGUGAAGCUGGAUCUGGACUCAGCUGACCAGAGGAACCUGCAGCUGGUCAGAGAGGUGGACGACCGCCACGCCAGCAUGGAGACACUGUACCAGAACAGGAUCAGGGACCUGGAGCAGGACUAUCGCGAUAGGCUCACUGCUCUGCGCAGCCAAUCAGAGCAGGAGAAUGAGGCUCUGCUGCAGCAGGUGGAGAGAGAACGCAGCACGCUACAGGGCGAGCUACAGCUGCUCCGAGCGCAGGAGGCGGAGCUACAGGAGGAGCUCUGCAACGCCACAAAGGAGAACGGUCGGCUGGAGGACGAGCUGAGCUCGGUGAAGAUGAAGCUGACUGAAGCAGAGGGCUCAGUGACCAGACUUCAGAGAGACCUGGACCAGCUGCUCCAUGACAAGUUUGGAAGCUUGGACCUGUCAGGAGGCGGUCUGAGUCAUGAGGAGCGGUUCUCUGAGAUCAUCAAAGAGUACGAGCUGCAGUGCAGGGAGCUGCGGGACAGAAACGAUGAGCUGAGCUCAGAGUUGGAGCUGCUGAAGAGUCAGAGGAGCGUCAGGAAGUCCAGACGAUCUGCACGAGGCGAGAACGCCGCUCUGAGCUGGACAGAACAACAACAGCAGACAGACAGCGCCGAGUCAGACUCUGACGAGUCGGACAUGAAGCGCAGAUCUUCUCCUCUGGUCAGGAAGAAACUCCAGCCUGCAGAUAAAACAGCCCUGAGCACUCUGGACGGCGUCUCCGGCCCGGCGGUCAGCAUCGAGACGGAGCUAGCUUUGGAGCAGCUGAAGCAGAAACACGACCAGGAGCUACAGCAGCUGCACAUCAAGCUGGAGACACAGGUGAACUACUACGAACGCAGUCUGGAGAUGAUGAGGCAGAGCAUGGAGGUGGAGCGGAAAGACAUCUCUCAGGCCUUCAAGAUGGAGAUCAGUGAGCUGGAAGAUCAGAAAUCUCAGGUGGAGCAGCAGCUGAAGCAGCUGAAGGAGACGGUGGACAAACUACAGACUCAGAUCCAACAUGGAGGAGGAGGGCUAAGCAACGAGCAGGAGCGCAGGAUGCAGCGGGAGCGAGCGGAGCUGGAGCAGAACUUUGCAAGAGAGAUCGGUAACCUCGUACAGAGACUGAGCGCUGAGAAAGACCAGCUGGAGGCUGAGUUAAAGCUGAAAAUGGACCAGGAAGUGAUGCUGGUCAGGCAGGAAGCAGAGACGCAGAUGACGCUGAUGACACAACAGCAUGCUGACGGUCAGCGCAGCCUCGUUCACCAGCUCCACACAGAGCGCCAGAAGCUGCAGGAGCAGAGAGGAUUCUGGGAAGACCGACUGGCCCAAUCAGAGCAGAAGAGACAGCGAUGUGAGGAGAGAGCAGGGGAGGAGCAGGAGAAGAUCCACCGCCAGUUCUCCUCUGAGAAGAAAAAGAUGGAGGAUCAGCAUGAGGAGGCAGUCUGUCGGCUCAGAGAGCAGGUCUCUGUUUUAGAGCGCGACGUUCAGAACCUCCAUCUGGAGAUCAGCCAAUCCGAGGCCAGCUUAGUGGAGUUUAAAGAGCGCUGUGGUCAGCUGGAGGAGGAGCUCGCUGCCUCCUGUGGGCGCUGUUCUGAGCUGGAGGCCAGGCUGGAGGAGGCUUGCGCUCAGCUGGCAGAGAGCAUCACCUUCCUGGAGUCUCACGAGAUUCUGAACAAACGCCUCACCACGGAGAAGAGCGCUGUGGAGGAGGAGCUCCAGCUGGCCAGGAGCAGGGAAGAGCAGCUCCAGUUGACGGUGAGCCAGCAGAGAGAGGAGCUGGGAAACCUGAAGGCCGCGUCCCACAGCAUCCAGCAGGACCGGGAGCUGGUGGCCGAUAACGUGAGCCGCCUCUCGAACGCCUUUGUCCAGCAGCAGGCACUGCUCCGAGCCAAAGAGCAGACAGUCUUUGCUCUGAGGGCGGAGCUGGAGAGUCUACAGGAGGCCAUGAGGAACAAAAGUGAAGUUCUCUGCAGACUGACGGCUGAGCUGGACUCACUGAAGACCGACAGGGCCAGGCUGAUCCAGGACCUGAAGGAUCAGGCCAUGGCUGUGGACAACCUGCAACUGGAGCUGGACGGGGCCUCAGAAGAGCUGGAUCGAAACAAGAAGACCCAGGAGGCUCUGCAGGAGGCUCUGAAGUUGGAGCAGACCCGGACCAUGCAGAUCCGGUCCAGUCUGGAUGAGGAGAGGGAGGAAGUGAGUCGUCUGAGCCAGGAGAGCAUGGGCUACCGCCGUCUGGCCGACCAGCUCUCCACACAGAUUGUAGAAAUGGAGGAGGAGAUCUCUGUGCUCCGGGACCAACUCAGAGAGCUCAGUACCCAACUUAAUGAGACUGCAGACCUGGUCCUGGACCUCAAGAGGCAGCUAAGCGCUAAAACCAGUGAGGUGGACCGACUCCACGCCGAGGUGGCCAACAGCGCUGCACUCUUAAAGACAGCCAAAGCCUCGUCAGAGAAGGACCACAGCGUCAUCCAGCAGCUAACCAACCAACUGGAUGCUAAGGAUGGAGACCUGAACCAUGCCUUAAAACAGGGGGUAGAUCUGCAGCAGGCCCUGCAGGACUACCAGGACCAGCUAAGGGCAGCAGAGGUGGACUUUGAAGGGGAGAAAACCAGAAUCACACAGCAGCUGAUGGAGCUGGAGAGGCUGGUCCUGGACCUGGAGGAGGCCAUGGACCCGGCUAGUCCACACAGGGCUCAGCUUGAGGAGGUUCGAUCAGAGAAUGGAGCUCUUCAGGAGCGACUGAGCGUCCUGCAGCAGGAAGUCCAGAACCUGGAGGAUGAUGUCACCAAAAAAAGGAGGAAACUGGAGGAGAUGGAGGGAGAGCACGAGCGGAGCAGAGAGGAGGAGGAGAAGCUGCACAGAGAGAACUCCAGGUAUCGUGAGGAGGUUCUAGACCUGAGCAGCAGAAACCUGCAGCUCAGCAACGACAAUGCUGAGCUGAGCACCCGUCUCCGAGGAGACCAGGAGUCCCUUCGGAUGUUGCAGGAGCGCCUCACCACCGUCUCAAAGGUGCAGGAGGAGGAGGGAGCUACGGUGCGGCGGCUGCAGGAUGCAGCAAUGCAGCACGAGAGGGAAAAGCAGCAGCAACAGGUAGCGUGGACGCAAGAGAAACAGCUGCUGGAGAGAGAGCUCAACAGCUGCAAGGAGAAGCUGGGUCGUCUGUCUGAGCUGGAGGCAGAGCUUAGCGCUGUGACUCUGAAGCUGCAGUGGUUGGAGGAAGACAAAGCCAAACUGCUCAGAGAGGCAGAUGAACGAAACACCAAGGUGGAGAAGCUGCAGCAGUCGCUGAUUUCUGUGGAGGCAGACGCCGAGCUGCUCCGCUCUCAGCUCAACGCCGCCACUCAGGACAAACUGGGACACGCCCACCAGGUUACUGAGUUACAGAGGAAGCUGACAGAUGCUCAGGGCAAGAUGGAGGAGCUAGACAGCAGCAUGAGGAGGCUGAUGAGGGAGAAAGAGGAGCUGAGUCAGGCUCUAGAGGAGCAGGAGGAGCAGGCAUCCAUCAGUCUUCAGGAGGAGACCCACAAAAUGAUGGUCCAGAACCAGGAGCUCCAACAAAAGCUGUCAGAGCUGCAGCUCCAGGGUCUGGAGGUCCAUAAACUCACAGAGGAGCAGCAGAGCCUGAGGAGCCGACUGAACGAGCUGGAGACGGCACGGACUCAGGCCCAGGAUCAGGCGAUGCGAGCCGACACGGCACUCAGUCUGGUCCAGGCCCAGCACCUCCGACAGCUGCAGGAGCUGCAGGACCGGGCUGGAGAUGACCAAAGGGAGCGGGUGGAGCUGCUGCAGGCUCGGCUGGUGGAGGAGCAGAGGAGGAGUCAGCAGCUGGAGGAGACGCUAAGGCUUCAGGCCCAACAGAGCAGCUCACAGAUCAGCAUCAAGCAGGAUCAGUACGAGAAGGCGAUGUCGGCUCUGCAGCAGAGGAUGGAGGAGCUGGAGACCAAACUGAAGGGGAACCGUCUAGUUCUGCAGGAGAAAGUCCAGCAGCUCAAAGAGCAGAUGGCGAAGAACACCAAGUCGAGCGUUCUGCUGAAGGAUCUGUACAUGGAGAACUCCCAGCUGAUGAAGGCUCUGCAGGUUACUGAGCAGCGGCAGAAGAGUGCGGAGAAGAAGAAUUUCCUGUUGGAGGAGAAAGUCCGUGCUCUAAACAAACUGCUAAGAGAGAUCGUCCCCGCCUCCCUCGCCACGUAGCUGCUCGAUGAAACACCAAACACCACAGCGUCACUUUGACUGAAGCAGCUUCAGUGUGGAGUUGGAUGGAGACGUUUAACUGAGCACAAAGAACAGAGGAACUGUUAGCCUAGCUUUAUCAACACGCCUGAUUGAAUCGGUGGUAGAGACAGGAGUCGGAUGCAGUCAGGAUGUUCUGUUAGCCCAGUUCAGACCAAAGAUUCACCACACAACCAAACAUUUAAGGCUGCAGGCUGACAGCAUUGCCUGCUAUUCAUUUUAUCAUGCUGCUGUCCAUUGUCUUCUCCAGUCACAGCAGUGAGAGCAGACAAUCAGAAUGUCAAGGGGUAGUUUGAAAUUUUAACUCGUCUUGUGAGUCUUUGGUCUGAGUUUGGCUUUAGUCACUGAUGGCCUGACACGGUACAUAAAGGGGUAUGGUCUGUGUGGUUUACAGACAGCGGAUUUUAAAUUCUGAAAUAAGAUAUUAAAAAUCAAGAAACAAGCCAUUUCACAAAAACUGCUUAAAAAUAGGAACGAAAACAUGGAAAACGAAAUGGCCCUUGGCUCUUUCAGGAAGCUCAGAUUAAACUGAGAAUCAAAAGCCAAAAAUUUUUUUUUGUUUUGUUCUCCAACCAGAUGGAUAAAUGAAUGAGUUUGUCAGGUUUUAUGCUCAGGAUAAAAACAGGAAAAUCAAAGAACAGAGCACUGGUGAUGUAACAUUCUUUUUUUAACACUUGCACCAAGUGGCAAACAAGAAAAAAGAAUGUUACAUCACUAGUGUUCUGAUCUUUGAUCUUCCGUUACAUCCUGAACACAAAUAAGAUGAAAAUCUUAUUUCUUCAUUUCUUUUAGGGAAAUGAACAAAUAGAGAAACUGAAAACAAAGUUUUUCAUUUUUUAUUCCUAAUUUAAUAUGAAAUGUCUGCAAAUUAUGUCCAUGUUUUGUGUUCCUUUUUUAAAUGGUAACCGUGAAACAUCCAGUUUCUUGAAUUUGGAUUUCUUAUUUCAAAUUUAAAAUGCGUUGGCUGUAAAUUCCGCUGAUCUGCAUCUGAGUGUGACCCCACUGUUUGAACCACAAACAAGGACAGGGUGUUUGAAAAAUCUCCGCCAGACUGAUUCAUGGAUGACCAAGUGGUGCUUUUAAAAUCUUGAAUUAGAUAUAAAAUCCUUCGUACAGCUUAAGAAAAGCAGGAUAACUGAGUGAUGUUUGGAAAUCUGAAGGGAGAGAAAACAUUUUGACAUUUGGCAAUGGAUUAAGCUCUGCCGACAAUCAUUAAAGGAAAAUAUCGACCAAUCAUGCUGCAGCUGCAUGGUGGAAAAGUCUGACAUAACGACUAAAAUGUGCUCAGACCAUCAGCUUUUGUCUAAUAAUGAUUUAAUAUUUUUGUUUUAAAAAUUUUGUCUGCUCUGGCUCCAUGCUGGUAGCAGUAAAAUAAUGUUACAGACACUACACUCUUCAGAAAUAAUCUGUUUUCCAGUCUUUGAAUCAUGACCUGACCCGUUGUUGAGAGGGGGAGGAGGGGUGCGCAAGUUGAGCCUAAAACCAGACUUUAGACCAUCUGUAGCCAUCUUUGUGAGACUUUAGGUGUGUAAGGGUCAGUGGGUGUGGCUUAUAUGUCAUCACCAGUCUUACCUGUACCAUCAUCCAAUCAGCAGGCGUUUAUUUGGGUGUCGUCCUCUCUGAAGCUGCUCCACAGACACUGAACUUUAACUCUCUAAGAACCGGUCAGACCACACGGAGCCCCACACUGAGGCGGGGUAGCACUGCUCUUCAGUAUUUCAGCCAUGAGGGUAUUAUGAUCUUUAGGAUCUUUUCUAUAUUUGUAUUUUUAUGUCAAAGUUUAUUUUUGAUGUCCCUGUUGCACCUUUAGAUUUCUUCUUUCUGUUUCAGUCUGUCAUUUUUCCAUCACAGUGAGACCUCCUCUUUCUCUGACUAUCUUUCCUCUUCAGGUAAAAUGAACCAAAUCUGAGCAAGACAGACGGAUGGACAUGUAUGAUACUGUAACAUGAAACCACAUUAAAUUAUCGUUUAUCACA
Cheilinus undulatus (humphead wrasse) is the source of this 7518-nucleotide messenger RNA. RefSeq names its product ninein-like (gene ninl). Bases 164 to 5503 code for a protein of 1779 amino acids. The record is from RefSeq and is a predicted model, not a curated record. NCBI's taxonomy places the organism in Eukaryota, Metazoa, Chordata, Actinopteri, Labriformes, Labridae. Gene Ontology annotation, biological process: microtubule anchoring at centrosome. Gene Ontology annotation, cellular component: centrosome. Gene Ontology annotation, molecular function: calcium ion binding. The transcript is spliced from 31 exons.